CGUGUCGGAACGCAGCUGCGGGGCGGACCCCCGGCGACAGUGCCACGCGUGACGGAACGCGGUGGCCAACUGGAGCCGACUCCAGGAAUCAUGCAUUUGUUAUUCAGAGUAAUCGUUUUCUUUUCCGUGUGGGGCAUUUUCACUGCUCAGGGACAAAAGGAAGACAGCACAGAGGAAGUGAAAAUAGAAGUUUUGCAUCGUCCAGAAAACUGUUCUAAGACAAGCAAGAAGGGAGACCUGCUAAAUGCCCAUUACGACGGAUUCUUGGCUAAAGACGGCUCGAAAUUCUACUGCAGCCGGUCGCAAAAUGAAGGCCAUCCCAAAUGGUUUGUUCUUGGUGUUGGGCAAGUCAUAAAAGGCCUAGAUAUUGCUAUGAUGGAUAUGUGCCCUGGAGAGAAGCGGAAAGUGAUCAUACCCCCUUCAUUUGCAUAUGGAAAGGAAGGCUAUGCCGAAGGCAAGAUUCCCCCUGAUGCAACAUUGAUUUUUGAGAUUGAACUUUAUGCUGUGACGAAAGGACCACGAAGCAUUGAAACAUUUAAACAGAUAGACACGGACAAUGACAGGCAACUCUCUAAAGCCGAGAUAAAUCAUUACCUGAAAAGGGAAUUUGAAAAAGAUGAGAAGCCACGUGACAAGUCGUAUCAGAAUGCGGUUUUAGAAGAUAUUUUUAAGAAGAAUGACCAUGAUGGUGAUGGCUUCAUUUCUUCCAAGGAAUACAAUGUAUAUCAACAUGACGAACUAUAGCAUAUUUCUAUUUCUAAAUUUUUUUAGCUACUUACUGUACUUUAUAUGUAAAACAGUCACAUUUCUCCAAGUUAUAUUUUCUCUUUUUCCCCCAUGAGAACAUAUUUUGAUCCCCUCAAUACAUGUAAUUUGGGAAUAAUAAAUGCGAGGCUGUUUUGCAAAUUUAACUUCCAAGAAAGGUAUGAUUGUGUUUCUGAUUGCUUUAUUCUGUUAACACAAAAUGCAGCAUCAUGAAACAGACCUCUGUGUCCCCGUGGACAGUUUUCCCCCUUCAGGAUAUAGGAAGACAUCUAUGUCAAGAUCUUCAAGCUCUUCCCAACUCUAACCUUAAAUAUGUAAACAUCCAAUUUUUAAUAUUUUCAAUGUCACAAUGCCCCAUAUUUUUAAAAUAUUCACUAGGGACCCAGGAAUUAGCAUUUCAUUUGUUUAUGCAUUUCACAGCAUUAUGGAUAGCAGGAUAUAAAAAUCAUGGGACUGAAGAGUCUUCCUUUGGUAUGCAUGCAGGAAAAUAUUAGUUGUGUAACUCUGUCCCCCAGAGAGCCUCAACACCGUCUCCGUAGUUUUUGCUGCAAGCUUCUGGCCUUGGGUAUUUGUUCCAGUGGGGAAUGUUUAAAGAUAUUUGAUCAGACCAAAGACUUUAUGCCUCAUAUAGCAGGCAUAAUAAAAUCUAUACUGCUGAGUCUUGUACUUCUUCAGACAUCAUUCUAAAUAAGCUACUCUUCUUCCUUCUCAUAGGCCUUUAUGUCUACCAACCCUAACUUUUUGUCUUGAUAGUUUUAAAUAGAUGCCAUCGUAUUUCUUAGUUUCCAUUUCCCUUUCUCUAGGUGUCUCUAUCCCAUGUCACUUAAUUUUACAAUGUUCUCGUUAUUAAUCAUGAAUGAGUAUUACAAACUGGUAUGCCGUCAAAUUUUUGAUAAAUGUGUAGAAUUUAUUUUACACAUGAGGCUAUGUGGGGAUUCAAAUGAGGAUACAAAUGAGGAUAUACAGUGCCAUGGCAAUUUUCUGUGAUGGUCAAAUCAUGACAUGGUCCAACUUCUUGAGAAUAAGAGGUAAGAGAUGCUGUAGGAUAUC
Messenger RNA from Equus quagga, 1815 nucleotides. RefSeq names its product FKBP prolyl isomerase 7 (gene FKBP7). The record is from RefSeq and is a predicted model, not a curated record. The transcript is spliced from 4 exons. Lineage: Eukaryota; Metazoa; Chordata; Mammalia; Perissodactyla; Equidae. Gene Ontology annotation, molecular function: calcium ion binding; peptidyl-prolyl cis-trans isomerase activity. Bases 91 to 744 code for a protein of 217 amino acids.